AUGUCGGCAGCUGUGACGGCGUCGAUGCGCGCUGUUGGAUGGAAUGUACGCUUCACCAUCGGGCCCGACAGUUAUCCUCUCGCCUUUGCUGGCGUCUACCAGAACCCGCGCAAGCCUACAAUCAAGUUUGCCGACGUGUGCGCCGAGCUAGCUUUGUGCUUCGAGUUCAAGACUCUAGACGGGGAGCGUGGUAUUCAUGAGAAUAAUGCUGGCGACAAGGGCGACAAGGGGAACACUGGUGGUCCGAAUUCGUGGGAGAAGAUCGCGUUUGCCCUGACUGAAAAGCCAGACGCGACCAACGAAGCGGAUCAAGUCGCGUAUCCCUCUUGGAUAACAGAAGAAACCCUAGACGAACUAGUGCCUGGUGUACUAUCCAUUGACUCCCAGCAACAACGAAUCGUCAAGUACCACAUUGUUCGACACGAUCACUGCCGCUUACCCGCUGAUUCUUCAUUAAAAGACCACCUUCAAGCGAAAUGCGCCCAACAUCUGGCAGACCCCGACCGCCGCCGCCACCCUGCCUAUCUGCCACACAACAAGAUGCCAUCUGACCCGAGACUCAACAUUAUGCCGCUGCGACGUAAAGCAAAGGCCCGCUCGCAAUCGCCGCCGAAACGAACCGCCUCUGGGGCCACCUCUCCCGGGAAACCCACCGACGAUGCCGACGGUGAAGACAACAACAUGAUCGCCCCGGCAAAUACGGACAUUGAUUUAGACGAGGCCAGGCGGGUGGAGAAUGAGUUUAGAAUGGCCUGUAUAAAUUGGUCUUCCUGCUGCGCCAUCUCUGGCGACGGACGGCCGUGGUGUUUCGGUCAGCCUAUCGGUCCCGGCAUUCAAGCUUGCCAUAUUGUGCCGCAGCAACACUAUCAUCUAUACCCAGUCAAAAACAGCACGACGUUGGCUUCUGAGGGUGACAGAGCAAUCGAAGACAGUCCUCGUGGCCUACGUGAGGCAUGGGAACAUACGUGGAGCCCCGCCAAUGGCAUCCUGUUGAUGAAGCACAUUCACGACUUUUUCGAUAGUCGCCUCGUUUCCAUUCACCCACUUACAUUGCUAGUACGCGUUUUUGUCCCAUAUCAAGCCCUAGAACCCUUCCAUGGUCGCAAGGCGCAGGUGUCCCCAGCAGUGGACCGCAAUGCACUGCGGCACCACUAUGACAUGUGCUGCAUCGAGAACAUGGCUGCAAGCCGGCGGAAUCUGCUAACAUCACUCGUCACCAGCGGGAAGAGCACUUCUACGACCAGCUUCAUCAAUACCUCUGGCGGCGGCACGCCUUUUAGUGGAGGAACCGGCCUCCCCAUGACGCCCAGCUUGGGGCGCACGCCAACCCAGACAGCUAUGCGUCCAGCGGGCGACCCGUCUAAGAGACAGCGAACGAUCCGUGACGGCAGUGACAAAGGACAGUCUACAAACGAAGUUGAAAUUUGGCAAGAGGAUGUUGACUCUCCCCAGCGGAAACGACGGCGGAUGGAAGAUGCGUACAGAUUCGACAGCUAUAUUAUGCCGCAUAACCACCGCCAGUUUCUGGCGGACGUUAACUGGGAGCUGUGGAAACUGAAGGCGGGGUCUUGA
This is a messenger RNA of Cordyceps militaris CM01, 1572 nucleotides long. RefSeq lists its product as uncharacterized. The transcript is spliced from 2 exons. The record is from RefSeq and is a predicted model, not a curated record. Bases 1 to 1572 code for a protein of 523 amino acids. NCBI's taxonomy places the organism in Eukaryota, Fungi, Ascomycota, Sordariomycetes, Hypocreales, Cordycipitaceae.